AUGCGCAAGCAUUUCUUCAAUGACAGUGAAACAGGAUUUUUCAAGACUCAAAAACGAGAGAGUGCUGUUAAAAAUCCAAUGGCAGAUCCUUCAAUGCUCAGUGAUAUGAUGAAGGGCAACAUGUUAAAUGUCGUACCAAUGUUGGUAAUUGGUGGGUGGAUAAACUGGGCAUUUUCUGGAUUCCUCACGACGAAAGUACCCUUUCCUCUCACAUACCGCUUUAAACCAAUGUUGCAGCGCGGCUGCGAGACACUUGUAUCAUUAGAUGCUUCAUGGGUGAGCUCGGCUUCGUGGUAUUUCUUAAAUAUAUUCGGGCUUCGAAGCCUACAUGAGUUGGUUCUGGGAUCUGACAGCGCCGCAGGCCAGCCUCUCCUCAUUCAGGAACAGAUGAUGACUGCACAUCAACAGCCGCCGGACAUUCAAAAGGCCUUCAAAGCGGAAUGGGAAGCUCUCGAGGUUGUACACCACAAAUGGGCCCUUUGUGGUUUUCUGCAGGAACGUGUCUUCUAUUAUAAGGAGCUGAACCGCACGGACCGAUAUCCUGUUUAUAAGGUGAUUUUGGGUGCGUACUGA
Messenger RNA from Echinococcus granulosus, 573 nucleotides. RefSeq names its product Transmembrane protein. Bases 1 to 573 code for a protein of 190 amino acids. The record is from RefSeq and is a predicted model, not a curated record. Gene Ontology annotation, biological process: protein folding in endoplasmic reticulum. The transcript has 4 exons. Gene Ontology annotation, cellular component: membrane; EMC complex. Lineage: Eukaryota; Metazoa; Platyhelminthes; Cestoda; Cyclophyllidea; Taeniidae.